AAAUAAUAAUGUUAAUUAUAAAUACCUAGCGGCACGGAUACAGCUAGUACUUAAUGUAACAAAUUAGAGCAAAUCUUAUGGGCUGCAAAUAAAUCCGACAAAGACCUAGGUCAUUAUUGUCGGUGCGCUUAGAAGGAUUGCGACAGUUCAUCAUCAUCAGCCUGCGGCAGUCUACUGCUGGACAUAGGCCUCCCCCAAAGCUCGCCACAGAACCUGAUCUUCGGUUUUACGCAUCCAGUUACUGCCAGCAGCCCUGCGCAGGUCAUCGCUCCAUCUAGCAGGAGAGCGUCCUACACUACAGCCGUUUAGGAGGAGUUCAGUAACAAAUACACGCACAGAAGAAAUAUAUAUAUAUUAAAAUGAUACGAGUUUACUGGUGGUAGGACCUCUUGUGAGUUCGCGCGGUUAGGUAUCACCACCCCGCCUAUUUCUACCGUGAAGCAGUAAUGCGUUUCGGUUUAAAGGCUGGGGCAGCCGUUCUAACUAUACUUGAGACCUUAGAACUUAUAUCUCAAGGUGGGUGGCGCAUUUACGUUGUAGAUGUCUGGGCUCCAGUAACCACUUAACAUCAGGUGGGCUGUGAGCUCGUCCCCCAUCUAAGCAAUAAAAAAAAAAAAAGAUUUAUGUUGCAGGAUCCUUAAGACGGCUGCGAAAUUUUCUCUAUUGCCACCAAGACUGCACUUGCAGAAUCUUUUCUUCUCUCCAUCCUUGAUUAUGCCGAUAUUAGCUAUCUUGACCUCACCGAAGCACGAUUAAAUAAACUUGCGCCUCUUAAAAUUUUCUGCUUAUGUAUUAUAUUUGGCUUACGAAAAUAUGAUCACGUCUCGGAGUGCCUCGCCAAAAUGGCCAUAUUCUCUAUUUGCUUUAGCCUGUUCUCUUUAAUUCUUCCUCUCCUUCUUAUCUCAAAAGACGCUCUGCGUUUAUCCGUGAUACACAUACUGUAUCCCUAAGAUCAUUAGAAAACAUGCAAUUAAUGAUGCCAGUGCAUUCGACAAGGUUUUACGAUCAUUCCCCGGUCAUCGUUCUCGUCGAACCCGUCGCUUCAGUGGGUCGCGGUUCCGAUCCGGUGGUAGAUUCUGCGAAGCACGGUUCUUGCUAGGGUUCGUGUUAGCAACGUCGUCAGGUUUGAACCCCGUGAGCUCACCUACUAGUUAAGGUUACGCUGAUAUAGCCUCUCAAGGCUAUCAGCUUAGGUAGGGAAAAAAAAGGUCAUUCCUUCGCCGUUCAAGCUAUUCGUUUGUGGAAUGCUCUUCCUUCAUACGACAUUACCACAUUAUUUACUUCAAUUGUAUAUAUAUCUAUGUUUCAUAGGCGUUUUAAGUAUGUUUUAUAUGUAAAUUGUUUAUUCAUAGUUGUGUAAAGAAGCAAAACUAUUAUUACGUUACAUUGUGUAUUUGUAUGUAUAUUUAUAAAUGUAUGUGUCGGAGAAGCCACAAUUAUUACACACAUACAUCAUCAUCAGACAUCGUAGGGGCGAAAUAGGGUCAUCGAGCUAAGACAAAUAUUGAGUAGUUACACCAAUCACGCUUGUUUUCUUAGAACUGAGAACAAUUUAGAAAUCUUCUCUUGACGUUAGCAAAUGAAAACGAAUGACAGUUCGAACGAAUGACAGAAACAAAAUCUAAUUGACAAUAAUACUGGCUGGAAACAAAAAUAUUGGCAAUAUUACUGGCUGGAAACAAAAGUAAUUGACAAUAAUACGGGCUGGAAACAAAACUAAUUGACAAUAAUACUGGCUGGAAACAAAAGUGAUUGGCAAUAAUACAGGCUGGAAACAAAACUAAUUGACAAUAAUACUGGCUGGAAACGAAAGUAAUUGGCAAAAAUGCUGGCUGGAAACAAAAGUGAUUGGCAAUAAUACUGGCUGCAAACAAAAGUAAUUGACAAUAAUACUGGUUGAAAACAAAACAAAUGAUUUUUUUUUACAAUUUUUACGACGCGAUUAUUUUUUUCAAAAUAAAUGAUUAUUUCACUGUACAUUCAUACUUUAUGGACAAAUUUAUAAAAUGUACAUAAAAAUUAAAUAAUUUUGUGUAGGUAUAGGGUUUGGCUCUGCUUCUCACUUUAUGUUUGACUCAAGGCUCCAUUACUGAAUUUAUUUAGAUCUAAUCAUCGCAUUUUGGCAAACAAUGGAUCUAUUCGAUGAGAAAUAGUCCGCUUGGAAUGUUUUCUCAAAACAAAUAUCACGACUAUAAUAAAAUUUAAUGAAAAACGGAACGUACUCCGGAAUCACAAAACAGCUGCUAUACAAGACAUCGAUAUGUAGAUGGCGCCACUAAUAGCUAUCGGGCAGUCUCCGCCCGACCCCCGGGCUGUGUUGGGAUUGGCACAAAAAAAAGAGUCCGUAAUUAAUAGAAAGAAAGAAAAAACCCGCGUCUGUCCAUGAUUACAUGUUAAUGUAACGAAGAAAAAAAGAUUCAAUUAACAUUUCUAACUGAGAUGUUAUUAAAACGGUUGUUUAAUUUACAAAUAAUGAGGAACUAAUGUGAUUUGCCGAUCGCUUUGAUUUCAUUAGUGUAAUAGUGAAAUAAAAUAUAAAUAAUUGAUAACGUUCGAUGUGUUUUGUGUUGGUAACGCAGUCGAUUUAAUAAAAUUUUGUUUAAUUUAUCAUCGAGCGGUUUAAAAGCGUACAGUUUUAUUUCCACCAGUCACCGUCCUCGUUGAAGCCGUCGCUUGCGACGAAGGUCUCGACGAGCGAAUGAACCCAUAGACACAGCCCACUGAGUUUCUCGUCGGAUCUUCUCAGUGGGUCGCGUUUCCGAUCCGGUGGUAGAUUCUGCGAAGCACUGCUCUUGCUAGGAUACAAAAAAAUAUAACUAAGAAAAAAAAAGUUUCGAAAACUCAAAAUUAUCUAUUAAAUUGGUAACAUUAAAAUGUAUCAGUGCUGCCCCGAAAAAUAGCAGCAGCUGUGACGGAUACUAAUCCAAAAAAAUAUUAGGCGAUAAAUACCAAUACGUUGUUCAGUGAUGUGUUGAGCGAUUGAGAAUUCGCAAUGGCGACGCCUCCCGAGUCCCCAGUCGAAGAACAUGCCUACGAAUUGGAGCCAAGCAGAACGCCUAAGCCGAUACCGGUCGCUUUAGAAGAAUUGUGCAGGCAAACUAAAUUCUCGAAACAAGAAAUUAGAGUUAUGUACAGAGGAUUUAAAACGGAGUGUCCUGAGGGCGUGGUGCAGGAGGACUCCUUCAAAGAUAUUUAUGCUAAAUUCUUUCCACACGGAAAUUCAGCCUUAUACGCGCACUACGUGUUUAAAGCAUUCGACGUGAAUUGCAGUGGGGCGAUCAGUUUCAGGGAAUUACUGGUGACCCUGUCCACGCUGCUCCGUGGCUCCGUGUACGAGCGUCUCCGCUGGGCGUUCCGGCUCUACGACGUGGACGGAGACGGAGCCAUCACGAGACAGGAGCUGGCCGAGGUGGUCGUGGCGGUGCACGAGCUUCUGGGCAGACGAGCGCCCCCUGGGUCCCCAGCUGCGAGGCUGGACGAUGCCAAAGCCAAUGAACAGGUGGACCGGGUGUUCAGGAAGCUGGACCUGAACCAGGACGGCGUGAUCACGAUCGAGGAGUUCCUUGAGUCGUGUCUGAAGGAUGACGCGAUCACUAGGUCGCUUCAAAUGUUCGACUCGGCACUAUGACGGCAGACCGACGCUGCGCACACUCGAUUCGCUGACAGGGGCCAAACAAAGCGCGCGCCUUCGUACCGCCAUUACUGCGAGUGCGAGCGCGUCAACGACCCCGGCUUCCUGUCUAACAUGGCGGCCGUAUGGCGUCUACGCGUUACAGUAUGCGCACGCUACUACAUCGUCUUCGAGAACUUCUAUAAUCGCGUCGUGAAACCUAAAAUACGUAGCGUUAUGUUCUUUCAUUUUUAAUUGAAUACGCAAUCUCGAAAAGGGCACGUCCCCGAAAAUGUAAAAUGUUCAGGAAAUGAAAAAAAAACUGUUUUUUUUCUAAAGCAGUGUAAAAUUUUAAAUAUUAACUUUUGAGAUAUAUUUUAGUGUUAAUUAGCAAUUGAAAACUACUGGAAUUGUUAUAAAAUGGGUGUAGGUAAGCCUUAAAACUACAUGUAUAUGAAAAAACGUAUUUGACAAAAUAUGCGACAUGUGCCCUUUUCGAAAUUGCAUAUUCAAUUAUAGAUGUAGUGAGAAAUUAUUUUCUUUCGGGAAAACUCCGAUCUUUAUCGAAAUACGAUGACACCCGAACUGUCAAUGAAUGAUCGUAUUAAACAAGUGACAUUUUUAUAUCCAUCAAUAUGGAACUUUAUUGUUUAGUGUCAAAUGUCAAAAUGAAUAAUGUCAUUGUAUAAUAUAGAGAUGCUACAACCGUAACAAUUAUUAAGUUGUUCCUAUUUUUGAAUUUGCUAUUUUCCGAUAUGAAGUACAGGUAAAUAUAAAAUAUAAUUCCUUGGACUGGUUAUUUUAACCGUUUUCGAGGUUGCGGCAUGGCUAUACAACCUUUCUAACAGUAAUCUGAAAAUAUGGUUAAAACUGUAGCGAAUAUUAGAAUUUCGUAUUACCACUCUAAUAUAUUGGUCUGCUGAUGCGACUUACCCUUAUGACCCUUAGAUGGUUACCGAACCUAUUUGAGAGAGCACGAUAAAUACCAACUUUUCCGAAAAAUUACGAAGUAAAAUCUUUUCUCACUAUAUCUAUACUCAAUUAACACGAUCGAAUUAUAAAUAAUAGUUCGAUGAUUGUAAAGAUUCAUUUAGAUUUAUCUCUGAAGCUCUGUGUGCUUAGUGCGAGUUUUUGAACGUUCUCGAUAGCGUAAAAGUUAACUCGAAUUUCUAUGGUGUUUGGAACAGCGCCCCUAGCGGCAAACGUAGCACACCGGGUUUGUAAUGAUGUGUUUUUUUGUAAUGUACGUCAAUAUUCCUUAUUAUUGUGUAUUAGGAAAAAUUGCAUGUGUUUAAAUUUUAACGUUUUAACUAGGCGAUUCCAAGGCAAUACACAAAGAAACCACGAUAUAUUUUCAGGAGCGAAUUCUUGAAGAUCGUGUCUGGAUAUAUUCAUGGACUCAAUGAACGAAUACUAGGCCCAAACCUAUCCCGUGCUCAUAGCUAACGCUGACUAUAUUAGCAGCAUUACUGAAAGCUCCAUAGUCGUAGAAUAGUCCAGCGGCUCACAAUCAUAGUCUUACAAGAUUUUCAAUAAGUUAUUUUUAUCUAAAAUGAUGCAGAGGAAAUGCAUCUUUGCCUAUACAAGCGGUAAAUAUGCAGAAUCUUUUAUGAUUGAAGGAUUACUGGUGGCCCGGAGGCAUUUCCAGUUUCUCCAGAACAGAUGGGCGAGCAAAGGCUCAGCCAGGAGGGGUGGCAUUUGCUAACAGCUACCCGAGCGCCUCCGAUCGAGACCUAACAACUCAAGAGCAGCUGCUUCACAGAUGAAUCUACUACCGGAUCGGAAUCGCGAUCCGCUGAAAUGUUCAGAUACUCACUAAUCGUUGGCUACACAACUAAGUGUUAUAGAAUAAUCACUACAUACCUAGUAUAAAACAAAGUCGCUUUCUCUGUACCUAUAUCUGUCCCUAUGUAUGCUGAAAUCUUUAAAACUACGCAACGGAUUUUGAUGCGGUUUUUAAUAGAUAGAGUGAUUGAAGAGGAAGGUUUAUAUGUAUAAUAACAUCCAUUAAAUAGUGCAGAAAUCAAUAAUAAAUUUCAGCUUCCGAAGCGAAGCGAGGGCCGGUCGCUAGUUAUUUAUAAUUUAGUAAACGAUUCCGGUCUGAUGGUAGAUUCUACGAAGCACUACUCUAGGGCCAGUGUUAGUACACUGUCUCAUGGUCGAGCCACGUGAGCCCACCUACGAGUCACGGCGUACCUGAAAUACCUCCUUUAGUUACCAAUUCAAUUAGUGACAUUUUUGUUCUUAGACAUGUAAGUAGGUCGUUGAUUAAAAACAAUUAAGUCAUUGGACUAUUCUACCAAAGCUCGACGGAUUGGGCUUUAGCUUUAUUCAGCGUUGCAGUAAAACUAACUUUAAGUCUUUGGUGAUUCGAACUUUAAGGGCAUAGAUAAUAGAGUCAUCUCAUAUCGGAAUGAUGGAAAUACUUUUUAAUCCUAAAGCAAUAGGUAAGCGCCAGUUAUAAACAGACAGAUUUGUGCGCGUCAUGAAAACUAUAGAGGGUAGAGGUAAAGAGUACAACUUUGGUAUGAAGAAGUGUUGAGAAGCGACCGCCUAGGAUAGCGUCACCGUAGCAAACGAUGUAAUUUCAAAGAUGGCGUCAAAAAUUGAUAUUGAAGUCGUCGUGGCCUAAAGGAUAAGACGUCCGGUGCAUUUGUAUCUACUGGUGCACCGGUGUUCGAAUCCCGCAGGCGGGUACCAAUUUUUCUAAUGAAAUACACGUACUUAACAAAUGUUCACGAUUGACUUCCACGGUGAAGGAAUAACAUCGUGUAAUAAAAAUCAAAUCCGCGUGGGGGGAGUUACCACCACCCUGCCUAUUUCUGCCGCGAAGCAGUAAUGCGUUUCGGUUUGAAGGGCGGGGUAGUCGUAACUAUACUGAGACUUAGAACUCAUAUCUCAAGUUAGGUGGCCGCAUUUACGUUGUAGAUGUCUUUGGGCUCCAGUAACCACUUAACACCAGGUGGGCCGUUCAAUUCGAUACACUUCGCUCUGUUCACAACUGCUACAUUUAUAUCGCAACACGUGCUACUCGCUGUGCUGGUGAAUUGUUGACUUGUAUUCUGUAGUAUGCUUAGUGCAAGUUUUUUAACGUUCUCGAUAGCGUAAAAGUUAACUCACAUUUGUAUGCAGUUGGAACAGCGCCCCUAGCGGCAUACGUAGGCAAACGAUCCAACUCCAUACCAGUUUGAGUUAACUUUUACGCUAUCGAGAACGUUAAGAAACUCACACUAAGCACACUGGUCACAGCCGGACGCAUUAAGCUUGUCCCAUAUACAAGACAGUUAUAUCUACUUCUACCCUCCAAAAAUAAAACGUACAGAAACUAAAGAUGUCUUGGAAACUCCGCUAGAAGUCAAAAAAGGAAUUACUAGUGAAAAUUAUGUUGUUUUUUUUUGCGUAGACAUUUCAAGUGUAUUUGGUUGUGGUAAUUAUUCUAGUCAAUAUACGAUACGAUAUAUAUAAUAUGUUAGAUCACUUUAGCACUUCGCAAUGUGCUGACGUCCCUUUUCGGAACUCGGUGGCCGAAUGGUAUGCGGCAGGGAUUUUUUUUCUUAAAUAUAUUCUAGUUUAUAUAUAAAACUUUACACAAUACACGAAAAUCGGAAUUUAAUAUUUUGAGUUUGAUUAAUCAUUUUGCUGUUAUAUAGGUCACCGGUGCCCUACGCGGCGCACUGAAGUAAUUAGAAAGUUUUAGUUGGGCCAAUAAACACAAUUUUUUUUUUCAAUCUUUCGCCUAUCUAUAUCCUUCAAUCGAAAAUAUUGGCUGUUUUACCUUCUUACUAGAUAAAAUACUUAAAACCCGUGUGUUUGUUUAUUUAUUUAUUUCUUCGCACCAAUGAGGCGAUCAUCAAUAGUAAAACGUUGACAAAUUGACAAGAACCACGUGAUAGAAGUCACCUUAAUUAUAGAUGCAACCGUCAGUGCAAAAGGUAGCUGACAAAAUCUUGAAAUUAACAAAAUAAGCAUAAUGGAAUAAAAGUAAAUUUACAAAUUUUAUAUUACGCUUUUUUGGUUGGAUUCCCUUUGCAAGUAUCCCGACUUUAAAAAAAAAGGAAACCAUUUUGUUUUGCUGUCAACAGGGUACUUAAUCUAGAAUUUUAACUUCAAUUUGAAAUUCAAUUUUAUAAAUUUUACUAAAAUUGAAUUUGAAGAAAAAACCUUAAAUUGCUAUAUUCCGUUUUUAUCUAUUGAACUCACAUCGCUGUCCGAAUAACCUAAAAUAUGUAAUCGAUAUUGUUUUAACUAUGAUUCUCAGUUUAAUUAGGAUUUUAAUUGUGAUUAAUGUUCCUUAAACCUAAGCAAUAAAUAAUCAUAUCAUUGUUUCGAUUACGUUUUAAAAUAAGACUAUUGUACUGUAAUAUCUUUUUUUUUGUUUUAUAAUUGUCAAUGACAAGCAUAUUUGAUAAAUAAUUUUAAUUAGAGGUUAUUUUUGAUAAUAAAAUUGGCAAUGUUAAUUUUGAUAUUGACCUCAGAAAGUCAAAAUACCCGUUGAAAAUUGUCAAUAUUAUAUGGCGUCACUAUGGCUAUAUUCCCAUUGGCACUGUGAACACUGUAAGGUGUAAUGUCAAUUUAGUAUACUGCGAACCUUUCCACCAUUCCUUUAUAUUUGGCUAUGCUAGUCACUGCUUAAAACGGAACGUAUACUGUCAUCGACCUUUUUUGGCCUUGUUUCUACUUCAACAAACAAAUAGUUUAAAUUUAGUUACAUUUAAAAAUUGAAUUUUCAGGCUGUUGUCAUUUGAAUUAUUCGCAUAAUGAUAAGGAGUAUACUUUUUAGUAAUAGAAACUAUUUGUUUUUUCAAGCGAUUUAGUAUUUAAUAUCUUAAUAACUGAAUUAUUAAAUAAGGUUAAGCACGGUAAAAGUGAACACAUGAUCAAAGCAGUGAGAGCAGUUUACUUCGAAAACACUUACAGUGCUCAUAGUAGAAAAAUGGCGACGAUUUUUGAUGUCAUUAAUUUCGUUAGGAUACUGCUACUAUACACAGUCAGUCAAUGUCAGUCUUAACGGAAUGAAUUUCUCUCCAUUAAGAGCACUGAGCAAUGCUUGUAGUGUAAAUCGGAACGUAGCCUUUAUAUGUCACAAGGAUGACAGACAACAACGAAUGAGAAGACGCUCUACAAAAAUCUACUAUCUCUUUCUUUCAGAAUGGUUUACAGAAAUUUUAAUUUAUUCGGGUUAUAAUAGUAUGGAUUACAUCUUUUUAAUCUAAUCCAAUCUAAUCUAGAUAACAUUGAUUCAGAAGUAGUAAUAGUUUUAUUUUUCAAGCUGAAAAGGCAGAGGUCUUAUACCAUAUACCAUACAGCCUAAUCUUUUAUUUAAUGAAAUAUUUUUUCAAAUGAGAAAAUGUUAAUAUGUAGUGAAAUGAAAUGAAGUUGAUUAUAAUAUGAAACAUGGCAUGAAAUGAAAUGAAAUGAGAUGAGAUGAAAUAUAAUCUUAGUAAAAUGGUGGUCAUUUCACUGAGACUUUCAGUGGACUUUUUGGAGGAUCCCGAGAAGUUACGCUUUGUUUUAUUUUCUCACAUUUGUGCACUUUCACAGAUCUUAAGCAGUUAAUAAACCACCGUUAUUACGCAUUUAAACCUGAAAAGACGCUAAAUAGACAAAAUAAAACAAUUCACAGAACUUCGCUCCUCGCGUUCCCGCCAAAAAGUCUUAACAUUGAUUACCUAAUUUUGAUUAAUUUUAUUAUUUUAAGCAUCAUGGCCACUACGUUCAUAAAUCGCGCGGCAAAUUAGAUUUUCCGUUUCACGCAGAGUCACUUAAAACUUAAAUGAAUUUGUCGUUAUAUGAUGAUCGUUACAAUUAGAAACUAUUGCCAUUUAUUUAGUACGUGUGUAAGUAAAAAUUAAUGUUAACAAUAAAAUUAAAAAUAUCUUAUGAAUUAAAUGUUAUUGUCUAAAAUUAGUACAUUUUUUUUGUCUUUCUUAAAUAUAUAAUGUUCUAGUUAACAAUGUGUGAAUGUUCAUGGAAAGCAUACUUGGUGAUGCAUUUAUAUUAUAAAAAUAAGAUUUCUCGUAACGAUCGUAUUGAUUGUAAAAUAAUAUUACCUAAAUGUAUUUUAAAGGUUAUGAAAUUUGUUUAAAGAAAAUUAUAAACUUAAGGAAUUGCUUCGAAAGGAAUUGUAAAUUUUAUUUUGUAUACUUUUUUAAGCAUUUUAUUGUAUUUUACUUUAAAAUUUCUACAUAACAGUUUCCGUUUGCGCGCUGUAGCCACUACUGACUGAUCGUGGGCGAACGUGUUAAUAAUGUACAAUGAACUUUAUUAGCAGAGGAAAAGAACAGAGAAUUGUUUGUUAAGCAUUCUUAGCUCUGUCCCUUACGCGAUUUAGUUAUAAAAUCAUUUGUUAUAUGGCGGGUAGAAGUAAGAAGCAUCAUCUUUGUGUAUUAAAAAUUGUUCGCUGAAAGAGCCAAUUAAGGUGGCGCCACUGUAGCAAGUGGAAAGAUUAAAAAAACAGCGCCUUAGCUACAACACUUCGCUCUGUUUGAAACUGCUAUAAUCAUAUAUUUUCCGCUUCCUACACUAGCGCUAUGUCGGUGAGUCUUCCAACUAGACUUGCGCAAAACAUCACUUCCCAAUGUAAUGUGAUAUGACAUCACUUUUACAGACAGGUGAUAUUACUCGAAAACAUUACACAUCACUCUUAACAUUACUCGGUGCAUUCAAUAGAUACUGUGACGACGAAUGCAUUGUGUUGAUACACAUCACUUAGGUAAUGAUUCGGGUGUGUCAUUACAGUAGUGUAUUACAAUACAAAGUAUGAAUUUUGUAUUGUUAUACACUGUUAUAUUACUUGACAGAGAUUGACUUACUUAAUAAUAUAAUAAUUUUAUGUAUUACUUAAUAUAAUUUAUUGUGGGAUGAACGGAUUUCAUAUGGCGACUUAGACUGCAAAUUGUGCUCGACAAUAAUGUUAAUAUACGAGAGCAGUAGAUGCAUUGUUUCGGCGCGAUAUCCUCAAAGUGCAUCCAAGGAGGACUGUACUUUCAUUUAGACGCCGUUAUUUCUUUCACUUAUUAAACACGCAUUAAAACAAAUAAUAAAACUAUCUUCAAACAAGUGCUUAAGUAAUUCAAACACAAAAAUUAAUAUGAAAUAUUACUAAACAAUUACGAGCGACUAGCGAUUUUACAAAAGUUGCGAAUAAAAAAUUAAGUAACUACUUGCGGGGAACUACCGGCUGGCCGCAUGAAAAAUAUAAACACAAAUACCUAUAUUAAAAUUCAGACGUACCAUAGGUAUAAAAAUGUACCUAGCGGCCAGGGCAUACGGUUCAAAAUCACUAGGAAUAAUUCCGUGUCGCUUGCUCAUUUAUUUUGCGUCGAUCGGUCUGUCUGUCUCGCUCGGUUCCGUUCAUGUAAUAAGCAACAUUACACGACAAAGAAAGAAACAUGUUGGGUGAUAGUGUGAUGUUUGUUUCCUUCGCGUAAUGUGUGAUGUUGCAUUACAUCGUAGAGUAAUAUUACCGGAGUAAUAUCACUCGCAUUACUUACACAUGUCUACUUCCAACAACAACUCACUGUUUACAGACGGUCAUUUUAUCAACUUGUCCCCCAUAGAAGAUGGCGCUCCUUACCUCUAUCCUCCAUAGUUUGUUACUAGAUAAUAUUCUUUAUUUAAGAAGAUCCGUAUUGUUGUUAUUAGUAUAUAAAUUAAUUAUUGAAGUGUUAUUUUUUUUUAAUAGAUUUUAUUACGUUUUUAUGUUUAAAUAUAAUGAUAAUCGUUUGUUUUCUUUAAAAAUGUAGUCGAUAGGCUGUUUAAAAUUUGUUACCCAUCAAUCUUUGCUAAGUUUGCGGAAUUGACAUAAAUAGGUCAUACAUCAUCUUAGUUUGACCUAAAAACUGCGUGCUGACACAAUUUGCACGGUUAUUAAUGCGAUCAAUUUUGUCUACUGCUGUCAGCAUUUUAUUAGUUUUAUCCUCUAUUGAUGGCACCACACUACAAAAUGGCGUAUUAUCUGCAAAUGAUUCAAGCGUCAUUCAAAUCGAGCAGCAAACUUGCUUAUACAAGCUUUGUCAUAUUAUUCUGAGAAGCAAAGUAACGCCAUUUUGUUUUACGAAGAAAAAAAUAUAGAAAAAAAAGUCAAAUUAGUAAUUUUUGAGGAUUAAAAAUCAAAUCUGUCGAUGAAACAAACUAUAUAGUACAUAGUAUGUUUUUUUACUAGAAUUUCUAGAAAAACUAGAUAUUUCAUUUACCCCUAAAUAUUGUUUUUUACGUUAAAAUUUUAGUAUUAUAAAUACUUUAAUAAGACAACUUAUUAUUGUUGUUAUAGUUCGAGUGAGAUAUAAUUAUUAGUAAUAAGCGUUAUGAAGCUUAAAAUAACCUUCGUUUUUUUUUUUAUACAUUUCAUAUCAAUUCGACCUAUGUAUGGUUCAAAGGAUAAGACAUUAAAAGGAUAACGUAACUAUGAUCAUCGCAGUAGCUGCUCGUCCUUUUUAGGUUCCCAAAGUUUUUAUAUCAAUUAGGCUAACGGUUCUCAAAUUUUAAGUGAACUUGCACACACACAUUCUCUUUUAUAUAUCUACAAAUUUUGUAAUUUACAAUUUUAAAAAUAACGAUUAUUUUGAGCUUCAUAAUAAUUAUAAAUGACGUUUAUUCAGAAUCUGAAUGUGUAAAUACAUACUUCGGUCCGCUGUAUCGAAACGUCCGUCAAUAAAACAUACGUUCUUCAUGUUAUUAAAA
Molecule: messenger RNA, 12292 nt
Organism: Bombyx mori (domestic silkworm)
Lineage: Eukaryota; Metazoa; Arthropoda; Insecta; Lepidoptera; Bombycidae
Product: Kv channel-interacting protein 1
Exons: 8
Coding region: 2993-3628 (211 amino acids)
Molecular function (GO): calcium ion binding
Source: RefSeq, a predicted model, not a curated record